AUGAUUCGCAUUCCUUUCUUACACAGCUACAAGGGUGUCGACUUCCUCGACGCCACCGCCAACAUCUCAAUCUGGUCCAAUGUCGAAGCCGGCCUCGGAAUCACCGCAGGCAGUCUGGUAAGUCUUCGACCACUAUUCCACUGGUUCCGCGAUCCCAGCUCGAUGGGAGGAAGCAAGAGCAACAGCACACGCACCGACAGUGUGCCUCUUUCAGGCGUCAACGGAGAACGCUCCACCGCAUCCAGCCCACAAUACUGGCGACCAGACCUCAACCGGGAAGACCACCAUACGGUGAUCACGACGAUUCACACCUCGAAUGGAUCAGAGGCUAGCCGAACGAGUAGCCAAGAAGAUCUGGAUCCGACACACGGUAGCACAUUCUUUCAGGGAGUCAAUGUUCAAAAACCGUUUGAUCUUUCGGAAGAUCAGACAUCGUAA
Penicillium digitatum Pd1 is the source of this 438-nucleotide messenger RNA. RefSeq lists its product as uncharacterized. The record is from RefSeq and is a predicted model, not a curated record. NCBI's taxonomy places the organism in Eukaryota, Fungi, Ascomycota, Eurotiomycetes, Eurotiales, Aspergillaceae.